Messenger RNA from Phascolarctos cinereus (koala), 4916 nucleotides. It is a transcript of the gene PLEKHO2, whose product is annotated as pleckstrin homology domain containing O2. Gene Ontology annotation, biological process: macrophage apoptotic process. The record is from RefSeq and is a predicted model, not a curated record. NCBI's taxonomy places the organism in Eukaryota, Metazoa, Chordata, Mammalia, Diprotodontia, Phascolarctidae.
GGGCGGGACAGACAGAGUAGCCGCCGCCCGGACAGGAUGGGGGUGAGCAGAGCCGCAGGGGUUCCCCGGCGGACGGGCUAGUGACUCCCGGGGCGGAGCGGCAGGAGCGGGAGCCGCCCGCCCGUUCCCCCCUUCCCCCCGCCUCCCGCUCGGCCCGGCCAUGGAGGAGGAGGGCACGAAGGAGGGUGGUGAAAAACUCCGGGGUGCCCAGAUGGCAGAUAAGGCUGGAUGGAUCAAGAAGAGCAGUGGGGGCCUCCUGGGACUUUGGAAAGACCGAUAUCUCCUGCUCUGCAAGGCGCAACUUCUUGUCUACGAGAAUGAGGAUGAGCAGAACUGCAUAGAGACUGUAGAACUGGGAAGCUAUGAGAAGUGCCAAGACUAUCGAGCUCUCUUAAAGAAGAAGCAUCGGUUUAUUUUGCUUCGAUCUCCUGGGAACAAGGUUCAUGACAUCAAAUUCCAGGCUCAGAAUGGGGAGGAGAAGGAGUCCUGGAUCAAAGCCCUCAAUGAAGGCAUCAACAAAGGCAAGAACAAAGCCUUUGAUGAGGUUAAGGUGGACAAAAGCUGUGCCCUGGAACAUGUGACCCGAGAUCGGGUGAGAGGGGGACAGCGGCGCCGGCCACCUACAAGAAUCCACCUGAAAGAGGUGGCCAGUGCUGCAUCAGAUGGGCUGUCGAGGCUGGACCUUGAUGUGCCAGACAGUGAGCCCCCCUCUUUCACUUCCAGCAACAACAUCAGUGAUUCUCCCCCUACAGGAGUACCUCGACCACCCAUGCCUCCAACCAAACCCUCCCAGGAUCCAGAGAAGGCAAAUUUGGAAGGUAGUGCUGAAAAACCAGAGGUGGAGGAGAGCAUCCCAACUCCUGUGUCUGAUAAUUCCCAGGACCAUCCUGAGCACCAGGGUAUGGCAGAAACAACUGAGGAGGACUUGGAAACCUUAACCCUGCCUGGGGGUAGUAAGGAGAACCUGACGGAAGGAAAUAAGCCUCCUGAGCCACCUCCCAAGGUCCAGCCUGACAAACUGAAAGUAAGCUGGGAAAAUCCAAGCCCAGAGCCUCCCAUUCCUGUGGGCAAAGAAUCAGAUCAACUCACCAGUUCAGAGACUGCUUCCAAGGAGGGAGGGAAACCCCCGGCCCCUCCACCAAAGAUCCUGUCUGAGAAAUUGAAAGCAGCUCUGAAGGGGAGUGAGACCACCAGUCUAGAGCAAUGCCAGGACUCCCAGGCUUCCGAGACCUCCGAUCCUGAUCCAGGUUGCUCCCAAGUUUCAGUGAAUGGCCUGAAUGACCAUGCGAAUGGGGUUGAACCCAUUCUAGAAUCGUGUCUGCAGGGAGCUGUAGAGAAUAGAGGCGACCAGAAGACGCCCUUGAAGGAGGGAGAGGGGCAGCUAGCUCCUUCAGAGUCCAGCUCAGCCAUCUUAGAGGACAAGGGAGCCCAGGAGGGCUCAGGGGCAACCCUCCAGGAUAGACCCCCUGUACUGCCACCACUGCAGCCCCGAUGUGCCUCCCUUGGGAACCUGCUGACUGAGAAUGACAAGGGUCAAGGCCUGCUCUGGGACAGGCGCCAGCUGGUCAGUAUGGAGAAGAAGGUGACUUCUGAAAGGGAAAAGACUGAACAGCUCUUGAGCCAGGUCCUAGGCAGGGAGUUGGAGCAUGCCCAGGAGGGAAACGGACCCCCUGUAAAUGCUGAGACAUUGCUCAACCAGGCAGUAGAGCAGCUGAGGCAAGCGACCCAAGUCUUGCAAGAAAUUAAAGUUUUAGGAGAACUGAACAAGGAACCACCGACCACCCUGACAGAGAAGCAGAAAGAAAAGCAGAAGGACCUAGUGACUCUGUAUAGGAGAAGUGCUCCCUAGGACAUGCUGAAGCACUUUUUUUCUUCUUUUUUUCCCUUUUAUGGUCUCCUUCAAAAUUUUUAUUCACCAAUGCUGUUACUGGGCCAACAGACGGUCAUAAGACUGGUCUUGGCCCUACCCUUUGUCCAGCUACUUUCUUUGCAAUGGCCCCCCUUCCCUCUUCUUUUUAAUGCUCUCUUUCUAGUGAAGUCUUCUCUUCAUCCAUAUGGAGGGAUGACAGCCUGCUGGCUCAUAAACCAGUCGAUCACAUGUCUCCAUCUCACAGCCCUCCAGGGUCUCCAUCUAACCCCAAAUAGCUGGAUAUACCCAGGAUGCCUCAGGGUGCUCGGCCUCAGACACAGGGAAGGGGAUCCUUCUAGGGGUGCCCAUGAAUAUCCAAGCUCAUCUCUGCUGUGUGGUCUCUAGCUAGAACAUCUCUCCUUACCGUCUGGCCAUCUGCAUCCUCAUCUGAAGGUGAAAUCAGGCUGGUGGUGGACCAAUCAGGAGAGAAAAGGCAUCUUUGAAAGGAAGGCCAGUUAUGCCAGAAGAGAACAGUCAUACGCUGUAACUGUUCUGGAAAUUCUGUUCCCCCUCCUCUCAGUGUUGUUGCCUGACAAUAUUCAUGGGUUGAGUCUAGAACUAGGGCUUUCCCAACGUGGUCUAGGCUGGAGCUAUCAAUCAGCCCAAGAGAGAGCUAGUAAGUGGGACACACCAUUUAGCCAGGAUUCACCAGGGAUUGAUGGUCCCUACCGACAAAGCCAGUUGUAUUUCUUGGGUUGUGGUUCCCUCUGCCAUUAUCCUGAUACCCUACAUGGGCAGCACAGAGAGAUAGGAGUGACAAUAGUGUCCGCUACCCACUCAGGGAGAAAAGUCAAGGCUGCCUUUGAUCAUUCUUAAUGUCUCAGUAUUUGUUGUCUUAGCCACUUUGGUUUAGCUUUGGGCCCAUUAUUAGCCCUAUGUCCUGAAGGGGGUUGUGGGUGUGCAAGAGUUUACAUUCUGGGCUCCAGAGCACAUCAUUUGUUGUGUCCUUUGGGGAAAAGGGAAUUUGGGGGCAACUUCAUUUCAUCAUUGUCCUUCAGGGACUAUGUAGACGGACUGUCUACCUAUACGUAGCAAAAAAGAGUUUGAGUCUUUCUACUUUUCGGUUCCUAAAACUCAAGCCGUCAGGCUGAGACCCUUUCCCAGACUGGUAGGGGGUUGCUGCUGCAGAAUGAGGAGGGAUAAGGAGUGCUGGGCCUUAGGGGACCAAUUAGCUAUGGAAUUCUGAGCCCACAUAAGUUUCCAUGAUUCUCUUUGGAAGGGCUCUCAAGGGCUUACCUGAUUCAUCCCCCUACUUUUGUGCAGGGUUGUGACCCAGACUAUCAAUUUCUUAAAUUCUUACAUUAAUUUCAGUGGACACUAAAAAGAACCAUUUUUUUAGACUGAAAAAUAAACACACCUCCGGAGGAUCCUAAUUUUUGUCCUCCUCAAAUGACAUUUACAUUUAUGCCGUCUAUAUACUUAGCCUCCUUCCUUCACCUGGAUUGGUUAAAUUGUCAAUCAGGCCACUUCUUGUAAAUGACCACAAACAUUCAUUGGAGUGGUGUUAGUUAUAGUAAUUGAAUGAGUAAUUCCUCUCAGCCAUACCAGUGGAUAACCAGCCCAGCCCAGGCCAGACAAGUGAUUCCUGGUGAUUUCCACCAAGGUCAAUGUGGAUGAUCUGGGAUAGAGUUGGACCGUGUGGGGACUUGUGCCCUCCUCUGUCCUCAACCUUUCCCCCUCCUAAUCACACACCUACUUUUCCCUGGGGCUGGAGAUUGGGAUGGUUCAGUGGAAAGAAGGAAGGACCAGUGAAGUGAUAGGAAUUACAUUUUCCCUACCUUUCUUUCCCUGGCUUCAUAACUGUCUCCACUUCCGGGGUUUGUAGGGGGAGGAAGGGGCAGGGUGGUAUAAGGGAGAUGUUAUAGUCAAUUUGCUUUGUGUGUCAUCUUCAGCCAAUCGUCAUCUAUCAGCCAAGAUCGGAUUCUGCGUUUUCAGCUGCUUCCCCAGAAGAAGCCUGGAGCUCAAUAUCCCCCCGUUAUAGCCACAGAAUGCCUGCUCAGGAGCCUAACCUACUCUGGAAAUUUCACAAAAGGCCCCCCAAAGUCUAUGCUGGGGUCAGACAUUUUCUGGGCUUUUUUUUUUUGCAUGAGCACUUUUUGUUUAGUGAAGGAUUAAAAAAAAGAGAGAAUGCCACCAUGGACCUUCCUAAUAAUGCAGCACCUGGCACAGUGCCUUGCAUACAGUAGUCAUUUAAUGUUGGAAUUGUGGGCUGGCCUUUGUCAAGCAAGGGCAUUGGCUACAGCAGAAAUUAGUAAUGCAAACUGAUGCCUUAUUUACUGAAAUUUUCUCUUGUAACACAAGAUAGUGCCAUGAUUAAGCUGGCCUUUCUCCAGGGUGGUGCUGGAGGUAUGGGGUGUAAUUGGAAUCGUUCCUAGAAUUCUGCUUUAGAGAGGUGUGUGGGGACUUGUUUGCUGACAGUCUUCAGCUCCCUCUAACUUUGAGACACACACCUCGGUUGUCCACAACACUGAGGGUUGAAUGGGGAUAGGAGAUGGGGUGGAUUUCCCAUUCCUGGAGGUCACUGUAGGGCCUCUGAUUACUGGGAAGUGACAGUAAGCAGGGUGUGGAGAGAAAAGUUUGAGGGUCUCCAGGAGGAGGUGGCACCCUGGAGUAGGCAGCAGGCUUAUAUUUCAUGUAAAUAAGAGCCAAUGUGUACAUUAUACAAAGGAUUCCCACCAUCCUCUCUUUCCCUAUAGGGACAACCCUCCCCACCUCCACCUCUCUAGGGGUGCUAGUUUAAAAAACUGAAUCAUUGGUCUACAUUGAUCUGUUGUGUCCUGUCCCAGUCAACUCCCUUUUAAGGCCAGUUUGGUAUGAGCUCCACAUAUGGGGUUCCCCUUUCUUAAUGAAAGAGGUCCUUGGAAGGGAUGAGGGGACAAUAAAUGUGAAUGGUGGUGGCUUCACUGGCCUGGCCAGAGGAGGAGGAGGAGAAAUAGCAUUCCGUGUCUUUUGCUUCUAGUACACAACAUAAUUUUUGAGAGUUGGCAAUAAAACCCCUUUUUAAGUA